AUGUCGUCCACCGCGACGUCCAUUUUCCAACCCUACCUCUCCCCCUCCCUAUCGGCCUUGCUAGCCGAGUACCUACCGGCCUCCAUCCCCGUGGACACUUUGAGCCGGACACCGCCCGCCCGCCUCGAGCGCACCGCGCUGCCCAACAUCGGGCUCAUCGAACUCGUCUCCGCGGACGACUUCCAAGCGCUGUACGACCCGCUGUACGUGCACAGUUUCCCGCGCGCCGCCGAGAGGGAACGGUCCGAUUUGAUCGUCGAGCGUCUUGCGGCCCAGGCACGGGGCCAGAGGAAAGGUCUGGCGCCCUAUCGGAUCGUGGGGAUCCGGGACCACCAGGGGCAGGCGAUUGGGGCGGCUCAGUUCAGCGUCCUGCCGGUCCCUCCGCGGAUGAGCACGACUGAUAUUACUGGCAGUGCCGCCGCCGACGACAAUGGAGGCGAUGGCGAUGGCGAUGGCGAUGGCGAUGGCGACAGCGACGACGGCACCCGGCUAGGGGCGAAAUACGCCGUCCCGUAUCUGCAAUACAUCUACGUCCGCGCGCAGAACCGCCGGCAAGACAUGUCCGAAGUGCUGCACACGAUGGUGCUCGCCGUUGCCGCGGCGGAUGCCGCGCUGAUGGACGCCGAGGAUCGAGCAGAAGACCUCGACCGAGGCCCCGAACCCGACCCUGACCCUACUACUGCUUCUUCUUCUUCCUCUUCCGCCGCUGAUUCGGAUCCAGCCAUGCGACGAAGAGCAAGGACCGUGCCCUUUACGCUCUUCGAGACCGAACCGCCCGACCACGGCGACGACCACGCCAGCCGGGCGUACGCCUUGGAACGGUCCAAGAUCCACACCUCGACGGGCGGCAUGGCGCUCGUGCUGCGACGCCCGCGACGACCCCAACAGAACGUUCCCGAUUCUGAAGAUGAUGAUGAUGAAAUCCUCAGCGCCCACGUCCAGCCGGGCCUAGAGCCCUCCGACCCGCCCCUGACACUCGUGUGGAUCAUCCGUCCGUCCCCAACCUCCACGCCGGGCCAGGACUACGACUUGACAAGGCUCGGAAAGGCCCUCGUCGCCGCAUACUACCAAUCUCUAAGGGACGAAGGGUUUCCGCCCCAAAACAUCGCUCUGGCCGAAAGCAUCGUCGCGCAGAGAUGUCGGGGUGGUAGUGUCUUUCAGCUGAUGCCGUUGGCGGACGUCAGGGACUUUAGCGCGGACAACAAGGGGAAUCUGGAUAUAAAAGAGUGGAGUAAUUGA
Messenger RNA from Fonsecaea multimorphosa CBS 102226, 1239 nucleotides. RefSeq lists its product as uncharacterized. The record is from RefSeq and is a predicted model, not a curated record. The transcript has a single exon. Bases 1 to 1239 code for a protein of 412 amino acids. NCBI's taxonomy places the organism in Eukaryota, Fungi, Ascomycota, Eurotiomycetes, Chaetothyriales, Herpotrichiellaceae.